AGGAUAUCAACAUUUUUAGUUCUUGCAGAAUUACUCAAAAAAUGGGAAACAAAGGCUAUUUCUUCUACUGUUUAUGUAUCUUUACUUAUAUGACCACUUUUCAUCCUGUUGACAUGAUUGAGGAGAUUGAUGUUGUACUCAAAAGACAACAUGGGAGGCACAAACAUGGUGAAAUUAAGCUGUUUGUAUUUGGAGACUCAUAUGUAGAUACUGGGAAUUGGCCAAAAUCUAUGUCUAGUUCUUGGAAACAACCUUAUGGCUUCACUUAUCCUGGUUACCCUUCUGGAAGAUUCUCCGACGGCCUCGUACUCACCGAUUUUAUUGCUUCAUUCCUUGGUAUAAAAUCUCCAAAACCUUAUGCUAAUAGAAAGAAAAUAUCAUCACAUGAAAUGGAUAAUUAUGGGGUAAAUUUUGCAUAUGGAGGCACAGGUGUAUUCAAUACUUUUGUUAACCAACCAAAUAUGACAACACAAAUUAAUUAUUUUCAACAACUUAUUGAAGAAGAGGAACAAGUGUACAACAAAGAGAAGAUGAGUUCUUCAAUUGCUAUUCUGUCUGUGGCAGGCAAUGAUUAUGCUACUUUCAUCACCAAAAAUAAUAUGGAGGACUUGGGCAAUGUUACUAAAUCAAUAUUAAGUCAACUUGAAUUAAACCUUAGACGUAUACAUGGAUUAGGAGUUCAAAAAAUAGGCAUAACAACAAUGGAACCCAUAGGCUGUUUACCAAAAAUGACAAUUACUUCAUCUUAUGAAAAUUGUAGUGAAUAUGCCAAUUCUAUUUCAAUAUUUCACAAUCAAAUGUUACAUCAAAUAAUAGACAAACUCAACAAUCAAACUAGUAAACCAAAUUUCUUCAUUAUUGAUCUCUAUAAUGCCUUCAUGACUUCCUUGAACAUACAACAAAACCAUCCAGGAAAUUCAAACUUUGAGAAUCCAUUGAAACCAUGUUGCAUGGGAAUUUGUGGAGAUAAGAAGAAAUAUGUAUUAUGCAAAAAUCCAGAAUUUUCAUUCUUCUGGGAUGCAAUUCAUCCUUCUCAACAAGGCUGGUUUGCUGUUUUUUCUGCUCUAAAGCCUUCUCUAAGUUUCUUAUUGUAAAUAGGGAUGAUUACGAGUUUGAACCAUUCGAUCAUUUAGUUUAAAAAAUAUGUAUACGGUGUAAGUUGUGUAUAUUAUAUGCUAAAUAUACAUAUAGUA
Messenger RNA from Solanum pennellii, 1193 nucleotides. Its product is annotated as GDSL esterase/lipase At5g03610-like. The transcript has 5 exons. NCBI's taxonomy places the organism in Eukaryota, Viridiplantae, Streptophyta, Magnoliopsida, Solanales, Solanaceae. Bases 42 to 1094 code for a protein of 350 amino acids. The record is from RefSeq and is a predicted model, not a curated record. Gene Ontology annotation, molecular function: hydrolase activity, acting on ester bonds.